Cannabis sativa is the source of this 1430-nucleotide messenger RNA. Its product is annotated as 26S proteasome regulatory subunit RPN13. The transcript is spliced from 14 exons. Gene Ontology annotation, biological process: ubiquitin-dependent protein catabolic process. NCBI's taxonomy places the organism in Eukaryota, Viridiplantae, Streptophyta, Magnoliopsida, Rosales, Cannabaceae. Gene Ontology annotation, molecular function: endopeptidase activator activity; proteasome binding; ubiquitin binding. Gene Ontology annotation, cellular component: proteasome regulatory particle, lid subcomplex; cytoplasm; nucleus. The record is from RefSeq and is a predicted model, not a curated record. The coding region runs from base 213 to 1181 and encodes 322 amino acids.
UAUAGACAAAACGACGUAGUUUGGGCACGACUUCAUUUGUAAUAUUCUAAACCCUUUAAGCCCCUUUGCCUCGUCUCAUCUAUUCUCUUCGAUCUUCACAGCUUCUCCGCCGUGAAUCGUCGCCUCUCCGCCGCGAUUCUUCACUUUUCAUCGAUUCAGAUUUUGUAAGGGGAGAGGAGAAGUAAAAGAGGAAUAUUGAUCAACUUUAAGCUAUGGCUUCUUCUUUGACCGAUAAUGCUGCCCCGGAAGAAACACAGGAAGUUUUGGUGGAGUUUCGUGCUGGUAAAAUGAAUUUUGAAGGGACCAAAGUUGUCCCUGAUACCCGUAAAGGACUUGUUCGCAUUACAAGGGGUGGGGAGGGAUUGCUCCAUUUUCAAUGGCUUGAUCGAACUCUAAACGCUGUUGAAGAUGAUCAGAUUAUUUUCCCUGAUGAAGCCGUUUUUGAGAAGGUUAAUCAAUCAUCAGGAAGAGUUUAUAUAUUGAAGUUCAAUACAGACGACCGGAAAUUCAUCUUCUGGAUGCAGGAGCCUAGUGCUGAAGGUGACUCUGAGCUGUGCAGCUCUGUAAAUUACUACAUCAAUAGACCUUUAGACUUCCUUAGUGAAGAAGAACCUGAUGCUUCUGUUCCACUACAAGUUUCUGAAGAUAUGAUGGACGACGAUAUGUCAUCAAGAGCUGGAAACUUGAUUGUCCCAAACUUGGGUGCCGAUGUAUCUAGUGAUGUUUCCUCAUCAUCCGGUCCAGUUAAAUUAGAAGAUUUGCAAAGGAUUUUGAGUAACAUUGGACCUGCAGCUGCAGAUGUUGCUGGAGACCCUGAUGGAGGCUUGGGACUUGAUGAUAUAUUGAAGCCUGAUUUGAUAAUGCCAUUGAUAGAGACAUUGCCGUUAGAACAACAUUUAGCAUCUUACUUACCAGAGGGCCAGUGGUCACCAGAGGAUAUAUUGGAGUUGUUGCAGAGCCCGCCUUUCCGACAACAAGUAGAUUCAUUUACAUAUGUACUUCGAACUGGACAGAUAGACUUGACUCAGUUUGGUAUUGACCCAACUAACUUCAAAUUUACAGUGCUGUCCUUUCUGGAGGUGCUGGAGGAUUCUGUGUCAAAGACAUCGGAAACAAGACAAGAUGAGAAGGAUUUGAGAUCUCAGUCUUGUAACCGAAAUGAACCGAUGGACGAGUCGUAGUUAUAUAGUAUUAGUGUUGAUUGUCACUUUCAUGGGAGAAAGAAACUCCAUCAUCGAAUCCCAGUUGCUCAAUUGUCCUUUGUUGAUUUUGGACUUUAUUUUUUUUUUGUAUCUUUGAGGGUAUUUUACAUUAAUUAUAUUCCAAGAGAAGAAGGGAGAAAAAAGCAUUGAUGUUUUAUGUUUAAACAUUUUUAAUAUUUUGUAUACAUAAAAGACCAACCAAUAAAUUUAAAGCUUUUGAUUGGUUUC